AUGGCGCACGUCGCACCUGCAGCACCUCAGCCCCCUCCCCCGCAGGGCCCACCGCAGCCAGGUGUACCGGGUGAGUUUGGACCCAACCUCAUUGCGGGGCUCGGCUCCCAACAAGUGAUGGACCUAUUGAAGCAGCUGCCUGGGUUCAAGGCAACCGACUUCGGCAAAGACUCUGCCUCCGUAGCUGCGGAGACGCUCUCAAAUCUCUCUCAAGCGACUUUCCAAGGCCAACCACACCCCCAGCACAUCCCACACCCCGCGUACCACCACCAUGUCGUGCACCCGCACCAGCACCCAGGGCUAGCGGGCGACCCCGGCCCGUCCUCGCACCCGCGUGGUCCGCCGAACCUUGGCCAGCUGAGCGCUGCCGCGACCGCACUGCAAGGCCCGCCUGGCGCACCCUCCGUCGGCCAACCUUCGGGCAUGCGCACCCGCAGCCAUGAUGGUGAGGACAUGCCUCCAGAGGGCGAUGACUCCGGUGCAAUGGGCGCGUUGGAUGGCAGCGGUGGCGAGGGCGACGGCGGAGAGGGUGGCGACAAGGCCGGUGGUGGCAAGGGUUCGGGUGGUCGGCGGGGCGGACGAAGUGCGACAAUGAGCAACGACGAGUGGACACGGCAGCGGAAGGAUAAUCAUAAAGAAGUCGAGCGCCGACGGCGCGGCAACAUUAAUGAGGGUAUCAAUGAGCUGGGCCGGAUCGUUCCCAAUGGAUCCGGCGAGAAAGCCAAGGGCGCGAUUCUCUCCCGUGCAGUGCAGUACAUUCACCACCUCAAGGAGAACGAAGCUCGCAACAUUGAGAAGUGGACGCUCGAGAAGCUGCUCAUGGAUCAGGCAAUGGGCGAUCUGCAGGCGCAGCUCGAGGAGAUGCGCCGGCUGUGGGAGGAUGAGCGGCUUGCGCGUCAGCGGGCCGAGUCUGAGCUUGAAGUCCUGCGUGGCCUACAACAAGGUCUUCCUGUGGCUUCAGCCGUCGCUGCUGCUGUCGCAAAUGUGAAGCCUGGGGACCAGUCCCGGACGCCCGAGGGAGCCAAGGAGAAUGGAAAGCGAGAUAGGCCGGAGGCGGAAGGUCUCGAGAACGGCCUCCCAGGGACCAACGAGUCUGCCGAGGAGGCAGAGCGGGCGAAGAGGCAGCGGGUUGAGUAA
This is a messenger RNA of Sparassis crispa, 1137 nucleotides long. RefSeq lists its product as hypothetical. Gene Ontology annotation, cellular component: nucleus. The record is from RefSeq and is a predicted model, not a curated record. NCBI's taxonomy places the organism in Eukaryota, Fungi, Basidiomycota, Agaricomycetes, Polyporales, Sparassidaceae. Gene Ontology annotation, molecular function: protein dimerization activity; DNA-binding transcription factor activity. Bases 1 to 1137 code for a protein of 378 amino acids. The transcript has 3 exons.